This is a messenger RNA of Phytophthora sojae, 327 nucleotides long. RefSeq lists its product as hypothetical. The transcript has a single exon. NCBI's taxonomy places the organism in Eukaryota, Oomycota, Peronosporomycetes, Peronosporales, Peronosporaceae. Bases 1 to 327 code for a protein of 108 amino acids. The record is from RefSeq and is a predicted model, not a curated record.
AUGAGUACUACGAACACAGCUACCAUUAUCGGCUUCGGCAAGUAUCGCAAUUUGUGCGUUGAGCAUGUAUUCGAUAUCGAUCCCAACUACUGUCGCUGGGUGAGCUUUCAGAAAUCGAUAAACCUCAAGUCGGAGAUCACAGAUUUCAUUGACAGCAAAUUCAAGGCUGCUGAUGAUGGAUCUUAUAUCAUGAACUGGGGACGACACAAAGGCAAGUCGCUGAAGACGAUCAAGCUACUCGAUGCCAGAUACCUCGACUGGCUUCACAAGUCCAAGUUUGUGAAGGGGGAUCAGGCAUGGCUCAUUGAGAAGAUCGAUGAGUUGUAA